Molecule: messenger RNA, 884 nt
Organism: Cervus elaphus (red deer)
Lineage: Eukaryota; Metazoa; Chordata; Mammalia; Artiodactyla; Cervidae
Product: CDK2-associated and cullin domain-containing protein 1-like
Exons: 2
Coding region: 387-752 (121 amino acids)
Source: RefSeq, a predicted model, not a curated record
GUCCAUUGGGUCCCAAAGCCUCAGACACAAUGGAGCACAUGAGAACAUUCACCUACACCACAAUGCCAGGUUGUAAAAAUCCGACUUCUUGUGGCACUUUCAGAUGGGCUUCUUUCACUUAAUAAAACGCAUGGAAUGAUUGUCCAUGUAUUUCAUACCUUGAAAGCUUAAUAUAAGAAUGCUUAAUAUCGCUGUCUGCAAAGAGGCGUCCCGGCGGAGACUGAGAGACCAGAGGCACGCGGCUGCCCCUCCCCGCCGCGCCCGCUCCGCCCUCGGCGGUGUGAGUUCGAGGAGGCUGCGGUGCCCGCCCCCCGGCCCGGCCCGGCCCGGGGUUGAGACGGGCAGCAGGUGCCUGUGAAGGCGGGCGGGUGCUGGGGGCCUGCAGCAUGGAGGAAAGCAUGGAAGAGGAGGAGGGGGGCAGCUACGAGGCGAUGAUGGACGACCAGAACCUCAACAACUGGGAGGCCGCCGUGGACGGCUUCCGGCAGCCCCCGCCGCCUCCGCCACCCCCGCCUUCGAUCCCAGCCCCUGCCCGAGAGACUCCCGGGGGUCAGCUGCUGGCGAUGCCUGCGGUCUCCGUGGGCAGAAAAGGCCCCAAGGCGGGGCUUCCGAUGGGGCCGCCGCUGCCGCCGGAGGCCAGUGGGGUGAUCAUGAUGUUGAAGAGCGGCGACGCGGCCUCCGUGGCCGAGGCGGCCCCCGCCCCCACCCCCGGCUCCACCAUCAACAUCCACACCUCCACCUCCAAGUUCUGAUCCCAACACAGAACAGCAUUCCACUGGGAAUCCCUUAUACCAGUGCCUCCCCGUGUUGGUCUUUCACAAAGGGAAUAUGUUCAACAUUGAAACUGACAGAACAGUGUUGAGAAUUCGUCAUGCUCUAUAGAA